This is a messenger RNA of Maylandia zebra (zebra mbuna), 2896 nucleotides long. It is a transcript of the gene tlr2, whose product is annotated as toll-like receptor 2. Gene Ontology annotation, biological process: inflammatory response; immune response; toll-like receptor signaling pathway. Gene Ontology annotation, cellular component: signaling receptor complex; plasma membrane. The record is from RefSeq and is a predicted model, not a curated record. Gene Ontology annotation, molecular function: triacyl lipopeptide binding; transmembrane signaling receptor activity; protein binding. Lineage: Eukaryota; Metazoa; Chordata; Actinopteri; Cichliformes; Cichlidae.
CUCAUCCUGUUGUCUUUAACGAGUUUCAGCAGUCAGCUCGGCAAAAAUAUAAGCAUGAGACGUCCAACCAGCUGCUCCUCUGCUCUCUCCUUCAUCCUCGUCCUCCUCUUCCUCUCUGAGAGCUGGGGCCAGAGGUUGAACACAGACAACAAGAAGCCAUCCUGCGACCACUGCAACCAGCAGCUCUUCUGUAACUGCUCCCACAGUGGAUUCACCAGUGUUCCCACUGUAACAGGCAGUGCCUUGAGUCUUGAUCUUUCCUUUAAUAAAAUAACAGCUGUGACGAAUGAUGACCUGACGGGCCACAUGCAACUGAAGGUUCUUGAUCUCCACGGCAAUGGCUUAGCUGAGAUCCAUCCAUCAGCUUUUGACUCUCUGUGGAGCCUGGAACAGCUGGAUCUCUCUUACAACCAGCUGACUAUGCUAAACCACAAAUGGUUCAGCAAGCUGGAAGCUCUGCAGCAGCUCAACCUACUCAACAACCCAUACAGUUACCUCGGUUCUCCUCCAGUAUUUGGGGCCCUAGUCAGACUAAGGAAGCUGGCCCUUGGAGGUCCUUCUCUGAAGGAGCUCCGGAGAGGAGAUCUGUCUGGAGUCACCCAGCUGGAGGAGUUAACUGUUCAUGCAAACAACCUGACCAGCUAUGACGCUGGUACAUUAGCACACAUUUGGCCGCUAGGUCAUGUCACCUUGAGUCUCCAUGGUCCUUUUCUAACAAAUGUGACCUUGGCUGGGUCUAUGAUUGAUGAUGUGUCAUAUCCUGAGACACCCAUCAUUCUGAAAGACAUCAAUUUGAAUGGAGUUCAGUCUGUUCAGCCCUUUAGUAAGGCAGCCAAAAGGAGGAUCAGGUAUUUGACCCUACAUAAUGUUUCUGUGUCUGACGAGGCUAUUGUUGACUUCCUGGUGGUAUUAGAUGGAGUUCCACUGACCAAACUUACCAUAGAAGAUGUCACACUGAUGGGCGAAGGCUGGUGGGGGAAAGCUAGCCAAACUGAUCACAGAAGCAUAGAUGAGUUCUACAUCCGUAACCUUGUAAUUCUGGAUGUCUACAAAUUUACCUCACUUCUACAAUUGGGUUUUCUGCUGGAGUAUCCAAGAAGAGUGUCUGUCAUAAACGCCAAGGUGUUUGUGAUGCCUUGUCUUACGUCCCAUCUGCUGAAGAACCUGCAGUAUCUGGACCUGUCCGACAACCUUCUGACGGACCUGACUCUGGAGGAGACGCUUUGUGGUACAACACAAACUUUGAAGGACAUUCGAGUUUUAAACUUCAGUGGAAAUGCUCUGAAGUCUUUGUCCACCGUGAGCCGACUGGUCACAAAGUUCUCUAAACUGACACACCUGGAUAUUAGUAGGACCGGUUACAGCUUCAUGCCCUCAAGCUGUCCUUGGCCUUCCACCCUGCGAUUCCUAAACAUCUCCGGGGCAAAGUUCACAGCCAUUACCCCCUGUCUACCCCAAACCCUGGAGGUGUUGGAUUUGAGCAACAACAACCUUAAAGAUUUCACUCUACUUCUGCCUGUACUCAGGGAACUGUAUCUCUCUGGCAACAAGUUUCUGAGGUUGCCCUCUGGGCUAUCCUUCCCCAAUCUACAAACCCUGACCAUCCAGUCAAAUACCCUGAACAUGUUUGGCAAAACAGACCUCCAGUCAUACCAGCGACUCGAUAACCUCCAGGCUGGUCAGAAUAAGUUUGUCUGCUCCUGUGACUUUGUCAGCUUUGUCCAGUUGGAACUCCGAGAAGGUGGAGGUAUACAACUGACAGAUGGAGUGGACAGCUACAUCUGUGACUACCCUUUCUAUCUACAUGGACAGCCAGUGGAUCAAGUCCGACUCUCAGUUGUCAUGUGCCAUCAGGUUUUGUUUGUGUCAGUGAGCUGUGGCUUGGCGUUGUUUGUAGCCACUCUGCUGUCUGUGGUGCUGUGGCGCAUCCAUGCCUUUUGGUACCUCAAGAUGAUCUGGGCAUGGCUCAAGACCAAGCGUAAUUCUCGACAACGGCAGCAACGCAGAGAUAAGGCAGACACAGAAGCCCUGAUAUCCUUUGAUGCCUUUGUUUCCUACAGUGAAAGAGAUGCUGGCUGGGUGGAAAAUUUUUUGGUACCUGAGCUAGAGGAGCCAAGUGAAAGCAGCUCUGGGACUAGGUCAACAUCCCACCGGCCCUUGACUCUCUGCCUUCACAAGCGGGAUUUCCUUCCUGGACAAUGGAUUGUGGACAACAUCAUGAAUGCUAUCGAACGCAGUCGGAGAACUGUCUUCAUCCUCUCCGAGAAUUUUGUGCAGUCUGACUGGUGCCGCUAUGAGCUUGACUUCUCUCACUUCUGGCUUUUUGAUGGUCAAGCCACUGGUGAGGCAGCCAUUUUGAUCCUACUAGAGCCAUUGUCGAAGGAUGAUGUCCCCAAACGCUUCUACAAACUGCGCAAACUGAUGAGUUCCACCACCUACCUAGAGUGGCCACAGGAGGAAGAGAAGAGGGAGGAGUUCUGGAGGAGUCUGCGCAAUGCUUUGAGAGGAAACGAUAACUAAAAGAGCAGAAUAUAAUAAAGAAUGAGAAGAAAAAGAAAGAGUUGGACAAUAAGGGAUACAAGAGAGGGAUAAAUAAAGUCAAAGUAAAGCUGUAGCAUCUUAAUUCACUGAUAUCCAAGUCAUCAUUACUGAAAAUCACAAUCCUAGCCCCAAACCCCAAAUUUAUUCCUGUGUUUUGGAGAAAAGCAAAAAGGGUUGUGGUUGUUACCAGUUUCUGUCAGUCCAAGGAGGUGGCCUCCUCCACCAACUAGGACAUCAUUGUCACUAGGGAUGGGAAUUGAUAACAAUUUAGUAAUCCCAGUUCUUGUUUCACUUAUCAAUCUCAUUGUCUCCAAUGUGAGAGUCACCACCAUCUCUAAGCAGCAAAUCAAAGACA